This is a messenger RNA of Rhineura floridana, 4505 nucleotides long. RefSeq names its product RAD54 like (gene RAD54L). NCBI's taxonomy places the organism in Eukaryota, Metazoa, Chordata, Lepidosauria, Squamata, Rhineuridae. Bases 444 to 2681 code for a protein of 745 amino acids. Gene Ontology annotation, cellular component: nucleus. The record is from RefSeq and is a predicted model, not a curated record. Gene Ontology annotation, molecular function: ATP binding; ATP-dependent chromatin remodeler activity; DNA translocase activity. The transcript is spliced from 18 exons. Gene Ontology annotation, biological process: double-strand break repair via synthesis-dependent strand annealing; reciprocal meiotic recombination.
GGGAAAUAUCCGCGCGGGAAAUAGAAAAGAGAGGAAAGAAAGGCGUCGCUGCUUCUUUCCCCGUUUUUCGCUGUGAGCGCGGUCAUUGGCGCAGUCCCUCGACCUCCGCAGCCCCAGAGAGCUCGUGCAGCCUUUCCUCCAGCUGCCCCUCCCUUUUCUUUUCCUCAACUGCCCGAAAGAUAUCGCGAGGGCUCCUCCCUAUAGGAAACCCCUUUCCCGCUUUAUCACUCUCCAGUUUCAGCAGCAGCCACUUCUUCCUCCUACGCCGUUCCCCAUCAUCUGUUGCUUUCCACCCCUUUUUAUCUAUUUCAUUUCCCCUCAUAAUCUCCUGCGGUCCGUAAUCCUCUUCUCCUUCUCCCUCACCCUCCCGGGGUGGUUUAUCUAAAAUCCCGGGAGUGUCUCUGAACUUGUACGCAGAUGGAAAAUAACUCUCCUGAGGGGAAAUGAGGAAAAGCCUGGCUCCUAGCCAGCUGGCCAAGAGGAAGCCUAGAGGUGAUGGCUCUGAGGAGGAGGAGGAUGACUGGCAUCCUGAAACUACUCGGAAGAGGCAGAAACAUGGCAGCAAAGCCGAUAACAGGGAGUGUUAUAUGUCGCCUUUCCGGAAGCCCUUGGCUCAGUUAACCAAUCAACCUCAUUGCCUUGAUGGCAGCAAACAUGAGGCUUUUAUCCGCAGCAUUUUGUCAAAACCUUUCAAAGUUCCUAUUCCAAACUAUACAGGCUCCCUGGGCUUUAGAGCACUGGGUAUCAAACGUGCAGGACUUAGGCAUGCUCUCCAUGACCCUUUUGAAGAAGGAGCUCUGGUGCUGUAUGAACCUCCACCUCUGACUGCUCAUGACCAGUUGAAAAUAGACAAGGACAAAAUCCCUGUCCAUGUUGUGGUGGAUCCUGUUCUCAGUCAUGUUUUACGACCCCAUCAGAGAGAGGGAGUGAAGUUUCUGUGGGAGUGUGUGACAGGCUGUCGGAUCCCUGGAAGUCAUGGCUGCAUCAUGGCAGAUGAGAUGGGUCUGGGUAAGACCUUGCAGUGUAUCACUCUGAUGUGGACUCUCUUGCGCCAAAGUCAAGAUUGCAAGCCUGAAAUUGACAAGGCAAUCGUGGUCUCGCCUUCCAGUCUCGUGAAAAACUGGUACAAUGAAGUGGGUAAAUGGCUUGGUGGAAGGAUCCAGCCACUGGCUAUUGAUGGAGGCUCCAAGGACGAGAUAGACAAAAAGCUAGCUGGAUUUAUGAACCAGCGAGGUCUAAGAGUCCCAGCCCCAAUCCUGAUAAUUUCUUACGAAACAUUCCGCCUUCAUGCUGAAGUUCUCCGGAAAGGGAGUGUUGGGUUGGUCAUAUGUGAUGAGGGUCACCGGCUGAAGAACUCAGACAAUCAAACGUAUCAAGCUCUCAAUAGCUUGAACACGCAACGACGGGUGCUCAUCUCAGGAACUCCCAUUCAGAAUGACCUCCUUGAAUACUUCAGUCUAGUACAUUUUGUCAACUCAGGCAUCCUUGGCACAGCUCAAGAGUUUAAAAAGCACUUUGAAAUUCCCAUCCUGAAAGGCAGGGAUGCAGAUGCAAGUGAAGCAGGAAGGCACAAGGGAGAGGAGAGACUUAAAGAGCUGAUCAGCAUUGUCAACAGAUGUCUUAUAAGGAGGACUUCAGAUAUUCUCUCCAAAUACCUUCCAGUAAAAAUUGAGCAGGUGGUAUGCUGCAGGCUGACUCCCCUUCAGGCAGAGCUGUACAAACGCUUCCUGAAGCAAGCAAAGCCAGCUGAAGAACUAAAGGAGGGAAAGAUUAGUGUUUCAUCUCUUUCCUCAAUCACAUCACUGAAGAAACUCUGUAAUCAUCCUGCCCUGAUCUAUGAGAAGUGUGUGGAGGAGGAGGAAGGGUUUGCGGGUGCUCUGCAGUUGUUUCCUUCUGGCUAUAGCACUAAGUCCUUAGAACCUCAGCUCUCAGGAAAGAUGCUGGUUUUGGACUACAUUCUGGCAGUUACGAGGAGCACCAGUAAUGAUAAAGUAGUCCUCGUCUCUAAUUAUACUCAGACACUGGACCUCUUUGAGAAACUCUGCAGAACUAGAAGGUACUUGUAUGUCCGUCUGGAUGGCACAAUGUCCAUUAAAAAGAGAGCAAAGAUUGUGGAGCGUUUCAACAGCCUUUCUAACCCUGAAUUCAUUUUCAUGCUGAGUAGCAAAGCUGGUGGUUGUGGCUUAAAUUUGAUUGGAGCAAACAGACUUGUCAUGUUUGACCCAGACUGGAAUCCCGCCAAUGAUGAACAAGCCAUGGCCCGUGUAUGGAGAGAUGGCCAGAAGAAAACUUGUUAUAUCUAUCGACUGCUUUCGACAGGGACAAUUGAGGAAAAGAUCUUCCAGCGGCAGACCCACAAGAAGGCUCUCAGCAGCUGUGUAGUAGAUGAGGAACAGGAUGUGGAAAGACACUUCUCUCUUGGGGACCUGAAGGAGCUUUUUACACUCAAUGAGACCACCACAAGUGAUACCCAUGACAAGAUCAAGUGUUGUCGCUGUGUGAAUGGCCAUCAAGUCAGACCGCCUCCAGAGGGCUCUGACUGCACUUCUGAUUUAUCCCAGUGGAACCAUUGUGCUGAAAAACGUGGACUCCAGGACACAGUCCUCAAGGCAGCCUGGGAUGCUGCUGUCACCUUUACCUUCCAUCAUCAUUCUCAUGAGGAACAACGGGGGAUACUAUGACCUUUGUUUGGACUGAUCUUCUGAAACUCAAGCUAUCUCUUAAGAAAGCAGAUUUUUUAUAUUGAUACAUCUGUUGUCUUAAUCUGCAACACUGAGGUAGCACUUUUUUCUUUAAUGCAUUGGAAGAAUUAUAUUUCCUCUUUGGUGUUUGAAGACUACCUUUACAAAAACGGUGGGCCAAAUCACUUGGUCAAAUAGCAUUGGACAAGCAGGUAUUUAAUAAUUCUCUUACAAAUAUCAAGAAUUAUUUCUUAAGAACUUUUUGGCUUUUAACACUUGUCCUCUGAUCAGUGCUAGAAAGCCCCUGGUAUCAUGAAGUCUGAGAAAACAAGAGGGCUUAGCGAAAUACCCUCAAAUCACUCAUUUUGACAAUGCCACUUUUGGAGGAAUCUAGAAAUGAGGCCUGAACAGAUAUUACUAUCCCAUAUAAUCAUUUUGGAAAUCUUGUUUUUUCCUAACGUAUGAAGUCUAUAAAACAGUGCAUACUUAGGUAUGACUGAAAGCUUUAUGUUUCUGUAGAGGGAGAAACGUUCUAAAUGCUAAUAAAGUACUAGAAGUACCUGGGGGAAAUUUAACUAGUAGUAACUAACAAUGUAAUCCUGUUCAUGUCUACUCAGAAGUAAGUCCUACUGAAUUCAAAAGGACCUUCAUCGGACUGCAGCCUAAGGUACUCUUGCAACAACUACUUUCCUUUUUAUAGUACCACCAAUUUACUGCAACCAUUACAUUCCCCAUAAUAAGUCACUCUAGCUGUUUGAAAGUUCUGUUCUUACUAUUUUCCCUAAAGUAAUACUGACUAUAAAAAUAUGCUUACUUACAAAAAAAUAAGCCCAGCUCUAAUUGCACCAGUCUAGGACAAAAGCAGGAAAGCUGAAUCCUAGUAAAUUAACUAGCCAGCUUUAUUAGAAGAUAUUGUCCCAUAAGUGCACAUCACAUCACACUGAUAUAGUCGGCAAAGGCCUGAGAUGAGUCCCAUGUGUCACUGACUACACUGCACAUAGCUUUUAGCCGCCAAAGAGCCUCUUGAGCAGUUACAGUAUCUUGGUCCAGCCAGUUCUGAUACAGGCACAGCUUGAUAAACUUGAUUUGUUCUCCACGUUGGGCUAUGUAAUUCUCCAGCUUCUUGGCAAACUCCAGGAGUCCAUCAGGUUUGAUACAGUUGGAGCUGUAGGGGAAAAAAGUGGUUCUUCCCAUCAUAGUGACUAUGCUUAGAAAGCACUUGGUUUCACAUAACUAUGUGCAAUAGGAAAAGCAGACGUACGAUAUAUAAGGACAGGAGUGGUCCUGCUCCUUAGACUGAGAUGUAACUUGAGUGUUUGGAACAUACAACACUAACAACUGUUAACUUACGCCUAAAGGCUUUAGUCAGACCAGCGAACAACAUCAACAAAAGGAAGAUAACUUUUAACUGUAUGGCCAGGAGACCACAAAAGCCCAGUUUUCAUGCUAGAAAGGAGAAGAGCUACUAUUGUCUCUCCCAAUUUCAGUAGUCUUUAAGCUUUGGCUUUGAUAAUAGGAUUUAAUCCAUACCUUACAUUUUAUCUCAGAUGUGCUUUUUUUUAGUUAAGUAAACAAAGGUUGUUAUCUAACUUCUAAGCUCCCAAACAACACAAAAUUGUGUAACUGGUGUACCAGAGGAUAACUCCUGUUGUGCUUAUUCUUUACAAUAAAAUUGUGUGCUUCUACGGCAGAGGUACCUGAAACCAUGGAUAAUCUUCAAACUAGCAGAGAGUUUCUCAACAUUUUUCUAGUAUUGUGGGAUCACUCUACUGGGGCAGUCAAAUGUGCCUCACCCUUUUCAGGAUGAAAAACACAUGUAAGAUC